UUUACAAAAGAAAACUAUUGAAUGUCGAUAACAACUUUUUUACUUGACCCUUCUGCGCACUCGCGAAAUUCUGCUCCGCGAGCGUCAGUCGAAACCGCGGCGUUCGAAAGCUCAUUCUCCUGUCAGUUAUCAAUCAACUAAAUUAUUUAAUCACCAACAAAAUAAUUACGGUCUACUCAAAUUAAAAUAUAUAAUCUACCAAAUUAAUACCAAGUAAUUUAAUUACUUAAUUAACAUCAUUAAUAUAAAUAUUAAAUAUUAAAUAUAAAAAUAAGUGAUGUCCAUAUUCGCUUGUUGCUUUCGUCGGAUUUAUUUAUUCAGUUGUGUUUAUUAAUAUAUAUAAAUAUAUCAAUACUGUAUUAUUACUACUUACUACUUACUACUUACUACUAAGUCAUAAAUAAUAACGUAGUACACGUUAAGCGUUUGUGGGUGAACGGUUGCAUUUUCCACUCUUUAGACAAUUUCAUGCUCAACUAUCAAAGGCCCGUACGUCCUUGGUGUAAUUAAACAAAGCAUUUGCGAAUUGACGACCCUAAGAUCCCGAUUAUAAUGGAGCCGCCAGAAAUAUCCUGGGAAAAUACUCUGGGAUCUCCUAAUGGAGUUCCCUUUGAUGACGACACCAAAGAAUUAGUUAACAAUUGCCUGCAUGUUUGUAUGCCACCGCCAGUAACUCUGUCGACUUUAAUGAAGCGAAGUGAAAUAUUUCCGAUUCAGUUUCCAAUAAAGACUGUCAGGUGUUCGUUUUUAAAAGAAAGGGGAAUUAAAGCUGACAUACUUGAGCUCAAUUCAAACUCGGCGUAUCCAAUAAUCCAUGAGGCCAUGCUUCCUUUGAUAGCUGGCUGGUUGAAAUACAAACGGGAACAUGGGACUGCUGUUGAGAAAUCAGUGUACAAAAAUAUGGGCCUGAUACAAUUUACCCAGAGGCUGUUGGAGAAACGCGCGGUGGCAUUUUACGGUUCCGAUGACAGAUGGAAAUUGAUAGACAAAAAAACUGGCGAAGGCGGCUGGGAAUUUGUCGGCACUGAUCAAGAAAAGGAACCGCUUGUUCUGUCAAAAUGUCUGUCUUAUGACGAAAUAAAAUUGUCGGCCAUGAUGGCCGUGUCCUCGCACACUGAGUUCAUAAAUAACGGAGCCCGCGAAAACCGCGGAGUCGUCUGCAAUGAUCCGGACGGAUUCCAACCGAGGGGAGUUAUCAUGGGGGUGAUUGGAUCCAGAUUCGAGCGAUCGCGUCUUAUGGAGUUUCAGGAUAUCGUCAUCACUCCGUUGCAAAAUAAUAUGGACAAUGGUUACGGGCCUUCUGUGGACGGAGUACCGGAAAUACGAGAACUGCGCACCCUCUGGUCGCGGUUUUACGGUGAGGACUAUCACCCUCUUUACGAGCAAGCUGUGAGACGAAUUAGGUCCAGAGAAAACAAACGCUAUAUUUCUUUGACGAACCAGACAAUUUUUGACGUAGAAAAUUAUAUGAAGCGAACUCUGCUGUCAGUCGAAAUAAUUCUGUUGGAAGCUAACACUCGGGCUGAGAAACAAAAUACUACUGCAUUUCUCCACGUCGUUGGCUUUGGUCUAGGUGUCUGGAGAAUAAUGCACGAUCAAGAAAUGUAUUUUUUGAAAACAUUCGAAAUAGCAUUGAAAAAAAUGAAUAGAAAAUUAAAAUAUGUAUCGGAUAUUAUGUUCGCUUAUUUUAGUCAACAAAAAUGUGGCGGUGCUGGCAAUGGUGAUUAUUUAGGAGAUAUUAGAAUACAUUUUGCAUUAAGAGAACCACACAGUAAACUAGUCCGUUCGACGGACGCAGACAAACUUCUGGUAGUAACAUACGCAUGGGACGGAAACGCAUUCCCGGGUAAUGAAUUUUGGAGCGGAUAUUUAGCAGCGAGUGGUGACCCAGCAGCGGCAUGCAGCAGCCAAAUCUCCGAACUGCACAACCCCAUGAUAAAUUCCCGUAUCUGCGGAACGAGUUUGCACAUCGCGUCACCAGAGCACGGUCUCUUGCACAUAUCGGACUACGUUAAACUUCACCUCGCUUAG
Messenger RNA from Microplitis mediator, 2031 nucleotides. RefSeq lists its product as uncharacterized. Bases 553 to 2031 code for a protein of 492 amino acids. The transcript is spliced from 7 exons. The record is from RefSeq and is a predicted model, not a curated record. Lineage: Eukaryota; Metazoa; Arthropoda; Insecta; Hymenoptera; Braconidae.